UGGUUUGGCAACAAUAACACGGGUCGGCCGACAGAGUACUGGAAAGGGACUACGUCUCUUACACAGAAAUGGACAAUUUAAAACAGCAAGUAAUGAUAAACCAGUUUGUUCUUGCUGCUGGUUGUCACGCAGAGCAAGCCAAACAACUGUUACAGGCGACAAAAUGGCAGUUCGAGGCAGCGCUUAGUAUGUUUUUCCAAGAGGCACCCAUCGUUCAGCCGUGUCGGACGUGUAACGGGAAUCAUGCGAAUGGAAAUUACCCUUUAUGUACACCGGCGAACACACCAGCAACACCUCCCAAUUUUCCAGAUGCCUUAACGGCCUUGUCAAAGCUAACGACAACAGAGAAAUUUGGAAAUGCAGCAUAUGCCACAUCUCCUACGCAGUUAUCACAUUCACCAAAAGCCAUGGAAGUGGAAGCACAGCGAUAAGCAAGUGGGAGAAAGUACCAUGAGACAAACUACAAACUGUCCUUGAGAAAGAUUUCUUUUGUGCUUGUUUUCUUCGGGAAAUGUUUGUCUUGGCCUGGAAUAUGGUUUCUUUUGAAGGUUCAUCCCUCUCAAAGAAUCCUGCUUCCAGCAGCGGCCAUGAGUCGUGCAGGAACCAAGCCCAGCGUGAUGCACCAUAGGAUUUAUCCUUCACAAAGGUGGAUUCAAGCCUGGGCUGUGGAGAGUGUGCGUGAGCUGACAAGAAAACUUUACCGGUGUGGAGAGUGGAGACAGUGCUCUCAUUUCCCCAUAUGUGUUACUCAAUCUCCCUACUUGGGGGACUUCUCUGAUGGAUUGUUUAGACCUAUGAACCGUCACUGCACCCUAAUAGCAUGAAUGAAAUGAAGAUGUGUGUCAUGUAGGAAGUUCUAACUUUACCAGAAAACAUGAAUGUAAUCCAGAGGCCUUGACUCGGAGCGUAUUGCUGAGAAAGAUUUUAGAUGGUGUGUUUUGGAGAGGAGCUUUUUAUAUUUCUAUGGCUGUUGGCCCGUGAUAUUGUUUGACUUGCUAACUUUGAAAUGGAGUUUUUAGUCGCUGGAAAUGUGUGGAGUUAGGAGAGAAAUAGGACUUGCCAUGGCCCGCAUGUUGGAGCUUUUUCAUUUUCGUCAGAUUAUGAUAUAUAUAUAUAUAUUAGGAUAUGUUUUGUUUUUGUUAAGAUUUUCACUCUUUGAAUCAAGUACUGCCAUGGGACAUUACUAAUAUCUGUGACUGUGAGCAUGUAUGCGUGUGUGUGUGUGUGACAUAGCAGAAGCUAAUAGUUGCUAGUGAUCU
Liolophura sinensis is the source of this 1259-nucleotide messenger RNA. RefSeq names its product UBA-like domain-containing protein 1. The record is from RefSeq and is a predicted model, not a curated record. Gene Ontology annotation, molecular function: protein binding. Bases 69 to 431 code for a protein of 120 amino acids. The transcript is spliced from 3 exons. Lineage: Eukaryota; Metazoa; Mollusca; Polyplacophora; Chitonida; Chitonidae.